AUGAAGCUCCCCCCAGCUGAUGUGGUGGCGACAUGGCCAACACCGAAUUAUAUUGACCCUACCACCCGUGGGGAUUCUGUCCUUAUCGUGACCAUCGUCUUUGCUGCCAUAGCUUUUGUCGUAACUUGCCUCAGACUCUAUACUCGCUUCAAGAUAACAUGCAGCCCCGGGAUCGACGACGUUCUUAUCGUAGUCGCACUGGCCUUUACGAUUGCGAUGUGCGUGGUUAUUUGCUUGGCCACUGAACAAUAUGGAUGCAACAGACAUAUAUGGGACGUUCCGUUGGAGUGGCUUUCAACUGCCUCCAAAUUCAACCUCCUUUUCCAAAUCCUCUUUUCCCUAUCAUCCAGCUUCACGAAACUUGCGCUCUUAUGGUUUUGCAAACGACUACUCGGAGCCGGUAGCAAGGGUCUCUAUACCUCAUACAAUAUAAUUUUGAUCGGGGCAAUGGUCUUGGUGGCACUGCUGUGUAUCAUCUUUUUGCUUGUAUGCAUUUUCCAAUGCAGCCCGAUCCAUGCGUACUGGGACUUUCAGCCAACAUACCCUCAUCACUGUUUAAAUGACGGGGCCGUUGUAUUUGCCGCUAGUGUCGUCAAUAUCUUUACCGACUUUUUAGCCACGGUAAUCCCAAUGCCGUUGAUCUGGAACCUUAAACUGCCGGCCCGGCAGCGAAUUGCUGUGAUGUCCAUUUUUAGUCUUGGAAUUGUGGUCAAUGUUGCCGGUACCGUUCGGACGGUUUAUGUGUAUAAGAGUAUGAUCGCCUCGUACGACAUGACUUGGUUGGGUUGGCCGGUGUUCCUUACUGCAUCCAUAGAGAUCAAUCUGGGAUUGAUCUGUGCUUCUGCACCUGCAUUGAGACCUCUGGUUACGUUUUUCUUGCCACGGCUACUCCAGUCCACCCAGAAAUACGCGUCUGGGUAUGGCCAAAGUCGUCCUCAAAAGUUGUGGUCGUCGCUCAACCCGUCUCGGCACUCUACCAGACCCUCCAGGGGCCGAUCGCAUCAUCAUACUGACAGCCAGCUGGAACGAUUUGAGGUCUACCGAACGGUUGAGAUGGAAACUUGGACCGAAGCCCGGAAUCCAAGCGAGCCAGCCGACAAUGCUCAUAGUAUGCCAGCUAACCACGCCCGUGUCACAACGCCCAACCAUGAUUUCGAUCUUAAGUAUGAUAGUGCGGUAUACACAUCGCCUGCCAGCGAGAAGUCUUCUGCAUCUCUUACCCGGCAAACCAGCUCACCAUUCAAAGACAAACAUUCCAUAUGA
Aspergillus nomiae NRRL 13137 is the source of this 1263-nucleotide messenger RNA. RefSeq lists its product as uncharacterized. Bases 1 to 1263 code for a protein of 420 amino acids. The transcript is spliced from 4 exons. The record is from RefSeq and is a predicted model, not a curated record. NCBI's taxonomy places the organism in Eukaryota, Fungi, Ascomycota, Eurotiomycetes, Eurotiales, Aspergillaceae.